Messenger RNA from Maniola jurtina (meadow brown), 1997 nucleotides. RefSeq names its product probable transaldolase (gene Taldo). Gene Ontology annotation, cellular component: cytoplasm; intracellular anatomical structure. The transcript is spliced from 8 exons. Gene Ontology annotation, molecular function: transaldolase activity. The record is from RefSeq and is a predicted model, not a curated record. Gene Ontology annotation, biological process: carbohydrate metabolic process; pentose-phosphate shunt, non-oxidative branch; pentose-phosphate shunt. NCBI's taxonomy places the organism in Eukaryota, Metazoa, Arthropoda, Insecta, Lepidoptera, Nymphalidae. The coding region runs from base 156 to 1154 and encodes 332 amino acids.
UGUCAUGGACUCUCUAUCAAUGUCAUUUUACCAACUUCAAUUUUUCCUCAAGUUUUUCUCAUUUUCUAUUGGCCAAACUCAAUAUGGAAUGAAAUUGUGAAAUUAAAGUACUAAAAGUGCAUUACUUUUCAGGCUGUCAUAAAUUCGUAAGCAGUAUGAGCAGCGAACCUCAAGCAAAGCGUACGAAAAUGAGUGCCUUAGAUCAGCUGAAGCAAUUUUCGACGGUAGUGGCAGAUACAGGGGACUUUGAAGCUAUGAAAGCCUACAAGCCAACAGAUGCGACCACCAAUCCAAGUUUGAUUUUAUCAGCAGCUGGCAUGGAACAGUACCAACAUUUACUUGACAAAGCUAUUAAAUAUGGAAAGGAAUGUGGGGGAACUAUAGAAGAACAGUUGGGUGAAAUUUUAGACAUGCUGAGUGUUCUGUUUGGAUGCGAAAUUCUCAAAAUUAUUCCUGGAAGAGUUUCAGUUGAAGUGGAUGCAAGGCUGUCUUUUGACAAGGAUGCAAGUAUGGCUAAAGCUUUAAAGCUGAUAACAAUGUUUGCUGAGCAUGGUAUCAAGAAGGAAAGGAUUUUGAUCAAACUUGCCUCAACGUGGGAAGGGAUUCAGGCUGCAAAGGAGCUGGAAAAGAAGCAUGGAAUUCAUUGCAACUUGACUCUACUUUUCUCUUUGUACCAAGCAGUUGCAUGUGCUGAAGCCAAUGUGACACUGAUUUCUCCAUUUGUGGGAAGAAUUUUGGAUUGGUACGUGGAGCAUACAAAGAACACGUACGAGCCCAAAGACGACCCGGGCGUGCUAUCGGUGAGCCGCGUGUUCAACUACUACAAGAAGUUUGGCUACAAGACGCAAGUGAUGGGCGCGUCGUUCCGCAGCGCGGGCGAGGUGCGCGCGCUGGCCGGCUGCGACCUGCUCACCAUCAGCCCCAAGCUGCUGCAGGAACUCGCCAACAGCGAACAGCCCCUCAAACAGGCUCUGGAUCCUAAAACUGCCGCUCAGAGCGACAUUGAAAAAAUAUCGUUAAACGAAGCACAGUUCCGUUGGUAUCUCAAUGAAGAUCAGAUGGCGACCGACAAAUUAUCCGAAGGCAUCAGGAAAUUUGCUGCUGACACCAGAAAAUUGGAGUCCCUUAUUAAAUCAAUGCUUGCAAAGAAGUAAAUGAAACAAACUACUUAUUCAUGUCAUAGUUAUUAUGCUGCCCAGUGUUAAAUAUGGUUGCACGUAAAUAAUUUAUUACUCUAUGAGCCAUCCUAAUAGGCUACAUUUAUUGAGUAACUGGCUAAUAAAUAAUUAUUAUGGUAUGGCAUUUUGUUAGCUCCACUUAAAUAAUAAUUCUAUCCUUGGGUCUUAAGAGCCAACCCAGCCAAAGGAAAUCUUUUGUUCUCGAAACGCCGUAUUUUGUAUUGUUAUGGCGUGCAAAGAUUGGUUUCUUAACAUAUUCGGUAAUAAUAAUGAUGAACGUAUGAAUAAAACAUCCAAAAAAUUUACAUUUGUUAGAAGUACAAGUUUUCUUUGCUAUGUUUCAGGUUUAGGUUUUUAUGUAGGCGUUUGUAUAGUUUACUUAAAGUACUUUUUUGAAAUGUCGAAAGUAGCCUUUCAGAAUGGCUCUACUGUUAACUGUAGAACCGACCUCGACAGGGUAGAAAAAGGAAGAAUUAGUAGAGGAUUAAAGUAUGUCUGAUGAAUAAGUAAUAUGUAAUAGUUAAAGUAGUUACCAUAAAGCAUAAUUAUUUUGUAUAAGCCUGUGGACGUAAAAAUAUCCCCUCGACUAUUGAAGCUAUAUUUUUGUCAUUAGGUUAUUUAUACUUUAACAGAAUCUGAAUAAGAUUUUACAAUGCAGUGUUUGGGCACUUACAUACUAUUUGUUUUAUUUCGCGGCAUACUUUAAUCUGAGUUAUAAGUAGCAGCACCAACUAUUAUUUCUAAUUACCAACCAAUUUUCUUCAAUCGGUCUUAUUGAUUCUUGUUUUAUAUUCUGUAAAAAAAACUUACUAUGAUCUU